Messenger RNA from Eutrema salsugineum, 1050 nucleotides. RefSeq lists its product as uncharacterized. The transcript has 5 exons. The coding region runs from base 1 to 1050 and encodes 349 amino acids. NCBI's taxonomy places the organism in Eukaryota, Viridiplantae, Streptophyta, Magnoliopsida, Brassicales, Brassicaceae. The record is from RefSeq and is a predicted model, not a curated record.
AUGGAGGGCAUUGAGUGGUUCCAAAUUAGGCGUGCCUCACUUCAGCAUACCUGCACCGUCGACGAGCGUGGGGGUUUUCACAAACAGGCUACAUCAAGUGUUAUCGAUGAAAUGAUGAGAGCCAAGUACGCCAGCAGAGCUGUUGGUCCAAGGCCAAACGAGUUGAGAGAGAUGAUGAGAGAUGAUCACGACAUCCCAAUCUCUUACUGCAAAGCGUGGCGGUCAAGAGAGCUGGCCCGCGAAGGGAGUGUUGUCUCUCUUGAAACCGACUUCGAGGUGGAUGUUGGCCAGCGCUUCAAGUACCUUUUCUUCGCCUUGGGAGCAAGCUUGAAUGGCUCUUCCCCCAUCGCUUUCGGGAUUGUCGACGGCGAGAACGACAAUGCCUGGAUCUGGUUCUUCCGUAAGCUGAUUGAGGUGAUACCAGACAGACAUGACUUGUUGUUUGUCUCUGACCGUCAUAACUCUAUCUACACGGAUAUACGGAAGGUGUAUCCCAUGGCGCAGCACUGCGCGUGCGUGGUCCAUCUGCAGAGGAACAUCCAGGCCAUUUUCAAAAAACGUCUCCUCAGCUACAUGAUCCGUGAAACAGAUGAGGGUUGCGCCAGCUACCUGACUGCGAUUGGGUAUGAACACUGGGCGAGAUCUCAUUUCCCAGGGGUGCGAUACAACAUAAUGACGAGCAACGUCGUUGAAUCUCAAAACAAUGUCCUCCUCGGUGCGCGUGACCACCUAACUGUCCCGUUAAUCGAGUGCAUCCGGGCAACACUGAUGGAUUGGUUUGCGACGCGGCGUGAAGAUGCUAAUAGCUGUGAUACCACGUUAACCCCUAAGAUGGAGGAGUUACUGGCAAAGAAUUUGAAAUGUCAACAGGGUUCGCGUAUCGCAAAAUUAAUCCUGAUGAGUAUGAGAUUAGGAACAAAGAAGGAGUUCCUUUCAUGGUUAAUCGGGAAACCCAAACCUGCAGCUGUCAAGAGUUCCAGAUGCUUCGCUAUCCAUGCUCCUAUGCCGUGGUGGCCGCUAUCUGUUCAAACACAAGGGUCGACUGUUUAG